AACUAUAACAAAACUUUGAGUUGGUAUUCUUACUAGUGAUAGAUAUAUCCGAGGUUUAUCCACAAAGGUGAACAAAUAACUUGUUGGCUGCACAACUUCUUAUCGUGCCAUACUUUUUGGUGUCAUUGACAACUUUAUAUCAUCUACAAGAAAUUGUCGGUCACAAUGGCUAUUGCUGAAGUUCCAUCACCCGAUGCUGGUGAGAGUCUUUUGAGAGAGGAAGUGAGAUAUGCGCAAGAGCACGACUUGCAGACUUUGAGUAUCUACUCCCCGAGACACAGCAGGGUUGUUGCGGAUGGUGUCUCAGAUCCCAAUACAACAUCAUCAUCUAAGAUAUGGAUUAUGUAAGAAACGUAUCACGUGCUUGAUAAUCUACCAUAAUUCUAACUUCUUCUCCAGUUACAUCCAUGGAGGAGCAUGGCGUGAUCCACUUGUCACCUCGUCCUCUUUCGUCCCAACGAUUAACCGUCUUUUGACUUCAUCCAUUAAAUCCAAGAUCGCCUCUUAUGUCUCCAUUGAUUAUCGACUUUCAGCCCAUUCAUCUUUCCCUCAGGAUUCUUCUUCAGUCCCUAAGCAUACAUACCGCAAUGCCAAGCACCCUGAUCACUUACAAGACAUCUGUUCCGCGCUGUCCUACUUACAGUCCAAAUACUCUAUCGAAGAUCAAUACCUGCUUGUGGGCCAUUCGUGUGGAGCUACGCUAGCACUGCAAGUUCUAAGAGGAAAGGAGUAUGCCCGUUCUUGUGGUAUACUAUGUGAAUCUCUAAAUUUCAGACUCCCACAAUACUUUCUCGGAGCAGCUGGAAUCUACGAUUUGAGGUUACUUCGUGAUACACACCCGCAUCCUGCAUAUAAUGAGUUUCUCACGGAGGCAUUUGGAGGCGAUGAAAAAGCCUGGGAUGAGGUUUCACCAGCGAGGUUUCCGUACUUCAUGGGUAUCGACGGAAAGAAGAAGGUUCUUGCUUUUGCUACUUCGCCCGAUGAUGAGCUAGUUGAUGACAUGCAAAUCGAUGUCAUGGUGAAAAGUGUGCAGAGCGUUGCUGAUGGGAUGGUGGUGAAGAACCUCAAAGGUAUAUUGAAAGGGACGCACAAUAAAAUAUGGGAGACUGGUAAUCUGGCAGUUGCAAUAGAGGAGCUUUUAUGCCAUCUCAAAUCGCCGAAUAGGGACUGCAGCCUCUAAUUUGACUUCGUUGAAUUUAACUUGACCGAAGGAUUCCAUUACAAUCGUUGAUUAGUGGUGCAUAUUUGAGUGUUUUUUUCCGUCGUUUGACCAUUGCCCAAAAACUGGAGUUUACAGCGGGUAGCAGAAGAACAAAGGAUUAGCAUCGGCACAGAUCUGUCAUAUUGGUCGGUACGGCAGCUCGUCUUGCCAAUUCUGAGAAACUGUUUGCAGGACCUGAUCAUGCAUAAUUAGCUGAUUUUGUUCGACAUAUGGUACACGCACGGAAUUAGGAACCACAAGCUACGUCACAUCACUAUGAUCUGGUUUUGUUGAUUGGGGUUCUGCAAUUGUUUUGAAAACGCCACUGGGUACUCUUACCGAAUAAAUCUGUCCUGGUAAUGUCCAAGGUCAAUUGAAGUGUCUAAUUCCUUGGAGAGGAUAUAUGUUA
Molecule: messenger RNA, 1610 nt
Organism: Sclerotinia trifoliorum
Lineage: Eukaryota; Fungi; Ascomycota; Leotiomycetes; Helotiales; Sclerotiniaceae
Source: the annotation of a GenBank genome assembly